Molecule: messenger RNA, 1236 nt
Organism: Echinostoma caproni
Lineage: Eukaryota; Metazoa; Platyhelminthes; Trematoda; Plagiorchiida; Echinostomatidae
Source: the annotation of a GenBank genome assembly
AUGGGUUCACAAGUCUCCUCGACUGGGCACAAAUCCGAAGCCUCCAAUACACAAACUGCAGGUGAUCUAGGAAGCGCAUAUAAAACCACAACUAAAGAGGAUCAGUCGCACCAACAACUACAACAACAACAACAGCCGCAGCAACAAACACAACAGCAACAGCAUAAUAAUGAGGCGACAAAUACCAAUGCACGUGAACACAACCAACCGGACCGUUUGAAAUUACUGUUUCGCGAUCAACGAGGAUAUCGCGCAUUGUCCGAACAGAAAGUCACUGAAUGGCUGAGUAAAAAUAAACAAUAUUAUCUUGUAGUUCCAAAAGAUUUAACGGAAAUACCAGAACAAAUUUUCAGCCCACUAGAUCCAAAUGAUUCAGAAUGGCGUCAUGAAGAUCCGCAUUCAGUUCAAGUGAAAAGUGAUCUGAGUAUCCAAAAUUUAGAAUCACGUGGUCUGGGUGGUUCCAGUGACGCGUAUCAACAGCGAAAGCAACGGGACAAAAUGAAUCAUUUUUCUCAGAAGUUGUCCACUCCUAAACACAACGGUCAUCAUAGCUCUGUUGUCAUUCACAAAAGCGAAUUAUCUCACUCACGUGGACUAAGAUCGUCAGCUAGACAACCCCGUGAGGGCCGACGGAGACAAGACUCCGAAUUUCAUCGAGCCGAACGUAGUACAACCACCACAGAAAGCCUAUCCACACGACCGAUUCAUUGUGAAUUAGAAAGAAUUUCUGGUAUGAAUAAACGACAUCGGCACACCUGUUCACGUCGGGACUCACACUCAUUAAUCCCAAAUUCAUCACACAUGCAUCGAAGACAAAGUGAAGGUUGGCCCGUGAAUUCUAGUUGUCUGGCUGCACGGAAAACUUUGCCAAGCAUGAUACAGAACAAUGCAUACAGUCGACAACGUUACAGACUACCCGAGACAUGUGUAGAACCCGUACGAAGUUUGCAACAAAAUCUACCGUUUAAAAAGGCACAAAAUAUCAGACGACAAACAAUGGCCACCCUACCACGACAUGAGAAAGUUCCACGCAAAUUUGAAAUGCUUCCAGUCGGAAAAGAUUGCUUAUUGCAAGAGGCCAGAAAUCAGCUGAUGAAAUUCUCUAAAACCCGAAGUCAGUCGGCUGUGUGGCGUUCGCCUUACACGAUUAAACGAUUGCAGCGAUUUGCUACCAUGUGGAUGAAUGGAAAUGGUAAAUCACCCGAUCAAUGCGAAGUGAGUGAUCGUCUUAUGUGA